Cheilinus undulatus (humphead wrasse) is the source of this 2184-nucleotide messenger RNA. It is a transcript of the gene lin7b, whose product is annotated as lin-7 homolog B (C. elegans). NCBI's taxonomy places the organism in Eukaryota, Metazoa, Chordata, Actinopteri, Labriformes, Labridae. The transcript is spliced from 6 exons. Gene Ontology annotation, cellular component: cell-cell junction; basolateral plasma membrane; MPP7-DLG1-LIN7 complex. Gene Ontology annotation, biological process: maintenance of epithelial cell apical/basal polarity; neurotransmitter secretion; protein localization to basolateral plasma membrane. The coding region runs from base 91 to 753 and encodes 220 amino acids. The record is from RefSeq and is a predicted model, not a curated record. Gene Ontology annotation, molecular function: L27 domain binding.
UCCUCCUCCUCCUCCAUGAUGGCCUCCUCUGCUCAGUGAACCUCCUCCUACUCUCUGCGGCUUCUGUUUGCGGGGAUCGGGCUGCUCACCAUGAUGUCCUCUUACUAUCAUCCCACCAAGGAGGCGGACAUGGCGGCCAUGACGGAGCCGCUGUGCCUGGAGAGAGAUGUGUGCAGGGUGAUCGAGCUGCUGGACCGGCUGCAGCGGAGCGGCGAGCUUCCUCCUCCUAAACUGCAGGCGCUGCAGAGAGUCCUGCAGAGUAAAUUCUGUGCUGCUAUCAGAGAGGUUUACGAGCAGCUCUACGACACCCUGGAUAUUGUUGGAGGACCGGAGGUCCGCGCCCAGGCUACAGCAAAGGCCACAGUGGCAGCGUUCGCCGCCAGUGAAGGCCACGCCCACCCCAGAGUGGUGGAGCUGCCGAAGACGGAUGAGGGUCUGGGUUUUAACAUCAUGGGGGGCAAAGAGCAGAACUCGCCUAUCUACAUCUCCAGAGUGAUCCCAGGAGGCGUGGCCGACCGCCAGGGGGGGCUGAAGAGAGGAGACCAGCUGCUGUCCGUCAACGGGGUGAGUGUGGAGGGCGAGCACCAUGAGAAGGCCGUGGAGCUGCUGAAGGCGGCUCAGGGCUCGGUGAAGCUGGUGGUCCGCUACACUCCUAAAGUCCUGGAGGAGAUGGAGGCUCGCUUCGAGAAGAUGAGGAGCGCCCGCAGACGGCAGCAGCACACCAGCUACUCGUCUCUGGAGUCCCGGGGCUGAUCCUCCCCCCUCCUCUCGCUCCUCCCCCUCCUCUCUUUACCUGUGGGAGGUGAGACCGUAGACGAGAAGCAAAAACCAAAGUAGCCUACCAACACGUGUUACCUGAACUUGGUGAUGAAGCCCCACCCCCUCUCUUCCUGUUUCUUAGCGAAUCAGAGCGAGCUGCUUGUUGUCAGACGUGCCUGUGUGUAAUAAUCCUCAGCAUCCUCGUACUAAAGGGCAAAAUACUCUCUGUGUGUGUGAUACCGACUCAGUGUUUCUCUCAUCCUCAUCGUCAUAUGGGUCGCUGCGUCCCUCGGUGGCGUCUGCAGGUUUAACCUCAGCGGUACGGGUGUAACGGCGUUUGAACGUUACCUGAAUGGUCACAGUUAUUGGACUUAACCUCUCUGUCAUUAUUAGAGCACAGGUACACCAAUAAUCUUCCUCUUAGACUGACCAGGAACUGUUGAGGAGCGAGGGUUUACCCCGCCCCCUUUUUGGCUAAAAUAGAGGGAAAAGCCCCCAACAUCCCCAGCUUCACAAACAUUUGGUCCUCUGAUGAUGCCAUCCUUCACAGCUCAUAAAACAUUCCAUCCUUGCCUUUGUGAGCUAAAUAUUAAAUCAGCUUGUUCCUUUAAAGGCAUCUUUCUGACAUGAGGGAGAAAAGCGGUUAAAGAGGCACUGCUAGCCUCUCAGCUAGCCCCCAUUUAUUCAGAUCAGCAUGUAGGGAACCAAAGCCUCAGAGAUGUUGUUGUUGUUGUUGUUGUUAGAAUCAGAGGAAGGACAGAGAGAUGUGAUGUCAGGUCAGCAGUGGAGAUGGACGCUCCGGCUAAAGGCCAGCUGAUGUCUAAACGACCAGAACGCAUCGUUAAUCAGUGACAAUAUUUCGUCUAAAUCAGUCGUUUUUUGGCCAAGCUGAAGCUAAAACCUAAAGGCACCCCCUCUUUAAAACGUGCUGCAGUACCUGAGGUUGUUCUACAGCUGUAGCAAUCAUGAAUGGAGGUAUAAAUCCCCCACACUGAGAAACGCCGCUCUAACUGACCCUUGAACGUGGUCCUGUGCAGUGUCAGGUGAAUUUCUCGCUCCACCAGGGAGGAUGGAGGGAAUUUAGAGUCAGAAACAGUCCCACUCUUCUUCUGGUCCUGUUACGCAGCAAACUGUGACCCCAAAGCUGAGGUACAAGCCGAGCCGUGACCUCUGUGACCUCUGUGACCCGUUACACCCCUACUCAGCGGCGCCUGCAGGAUGGACCCGGUCAAACCUGGCAGCGCCUGCAGGUUAAUCGCCGUUGCUGCUCGUCCGUCAUGUUCCAGCUGGAGGGCUAACCAUUAGCAUCAGGAAGAACUCUACUGACAUCAUGUUAGUGACAUGUUUUUAUUCAUGUGUUUGUAUCGAUCGAUUUAUUGAUUAACUGCAUAUUUAUUCAUGAAAUAAAGUCAAACUGUGCAGGUU